Strongyloides ratti is the source of this 1869-nucleotide messenger RNA. RefSeq names its product F-box domain-containing protein. The coding region runs from base 1 to 1869 and encodes 622 amino acids. Gene Ontology annotation, molecular function: protein binding. Lineage: Eukaryota; Metazoa; Nematoda; Chromadorea; Rhabditida; Strongyloididae. The record is from RefSeq and is a predicted model, not a curated record. The transcript has 4 exons. Gene Ontology annotation, biological process: positive regulation of protein ubiquitination; SCF-dependent proteasomal ubiquitin-dependent protein catabolic process. Gene Ontology annotation, cellular component: SCF ubiquitin ligase complex.
AUGAAUCAAAAAAGAAAUAUUAAUAAUGGACAAAAUUUACGUUUUCAAAUACCACAAAAUUCAUUAUUAAGAAAAAGAAUGCUUCAAGGUGGUUUAUUAUCAUCACAACGUUUACCAAACACAGUACCAUGUUGUCAAAAUCAAGUAAAAGAAAAUAUAAAAGAAAUAACAAAAGAUAAAGAAAAUACAAUGCUUCAAAAGUCUAAAUUAAGUGGAAUAAUAAUAAGAAAUGCAGCAAAAUUUAAUUCGGAUGGAGAUGAUCAUAUCAGAAAAGCAGAAUUGAAUUGGACGGCAAAAAAAAAACAUUUUAGAGAUACAGAAGAAUGGAAAAUUAAAAAAGCAAGAAUUAUUUCAAAAAUAAAAGCUAUGGGAAAAAUUAAUUUGGCUUUCAUAAUUUCUAAAAUGCAGACAAUUGAAACACUUCCUGAUAAAUUGUUAGAACAUAUAUUUUCUUAUCUUAAUCCUUAUCAAAAAUUAACUGUUGGUAAAGUUUGCAAAAAAUGGAGAAAAAUUAUACAAGGACCUGCUUUAUGGGUAUCAAUAUCAUUUAGACCAAAUCAUGGUGGUCUUCAAGUACAUAAUGUUGAACAUUUUACUCAACUUAUUGGUGUACGUUUUACAGAGACACGUAGUUGUGAACUUGCUACAGAUUUAAUAACAUGUAAUGUUCUUCAUGAAAUGGCAAAUAAAUGUUCAAAGUUAGAACAUUUAACAUUAGAUUUUUCAACAGCAAUGCAAUUACAUGACUUUACUGAUCUUCAAUUUUUUCCAAGUAGACUUAAAAGUUUAACAUUAUGUUUAAGUGAAAAUAUAUUUUUAGAAGGUUUUUUAAGAAAAGUUUAUACAUUUGUAUCAUGUGUUGAAAAUCUUCAUAUUGUUGGAACAUAUGAAAAAGUUGAAGAUGAAGAAGAAGAGGUAUAUGAAACUGUUAAUAUGCAUAAAUUAAAACAAUAUAUGCCAAAUUUAAGAGUUGUUAAUUUAUGGGGUGUACCAUUUAUUAAUGAUGAACAUGUUGAUGCUAUUUCAUCAAAUUGUGCCCAUUUAGAAUGUUUAUGUGUUAAUUAUUGUAAUAAAGUAACUGGUUCAUGUUUAAAAUUAGUUCUUCAAAGAUGUAAAAAAUUAAGAUCAUUAUUUUUGGCACAUGCUAAAUUAGAUAAUACAAUAUUACAAACAGUUGAAUGGGAAAAAACACAAAUUGAAGAAUUAGAUAUACGUGGAACUGAAUUAAAAGAAGAUACAAUAUCAUAUAUAUUAUGUAGAUUACCAUUAAUAAAAUGGUUAGAUGCAAGUUUUUUAGAAAAUUUUACUGAUCGUGUUAUGGAUGAUUGGAUGAAUUCAGGAUCAUUAAAAAAUUUACAAUAUCUUAAUUUAGAUACAUGUGAUUCCUUAAAUGAACCUAUUUUAACUGAUUUUGUUAUAAGAUAUGGUCAACAAAUGAUUGGUUUAAUAUUAGGUGGACAUCAUAAAUUACUUGAAUAUUUUUGGAUGAAUAUGAUACCAAAUUUAAGAAAUAUUAAUAUUCUUGUUAUGGGAAUUGCUGAGGAUUGUUGCCCAAAAGUAAAUGCAAAAAUUCAUAUAGAUCAAUUUAUUGAUUGUAUAGCACAAAAUUGUCCAAAAUUAACACGCUUUGAAAUUAGAUGGGAUGAUGAGACAUUACGUUUUUCUGAUAAAUCAAGUAAAUUUAUAGAUGUUUUAAGAAUGAAAUGUCUAAAACUUCACUCAAUGGUUCUUAGUGACGGCCAAUACUAUGAAUUAGUUAGAUCAAAUUUUGAGCGUGCUGAUAGAAUGUCUGUUGUCAGAACAAGAGAAAUGUGCAAGACAGGGUUAUUACACGUCUCGAAAUAUUACAACCAAUUAUUGUUUAACUAA